Molecule: messenger RNA, 1443 nt
Organism: Adineta ricciae
Lineage: Eukaryota; Metazoa; Rotifera; Eurotatoria; Adinetida; Adinetidae
Source: the annotation of a GenBank genome assembly
AUGACGUCAAUUAUAUCCGAUAUUGAACUCAAAUCUCAACUUGAUCGAACAAUAAUUGAUAAUCACGUACGGAAUGGAUCAGAAGCGAUGAAACAAUUUCGUUUUCAGACGUAUAAAAACCUCUUGGUCCUAUGUUUGGCGUUUCUUCUUCAAUUCACCGCCUUUGGAGCUAUGGGUAAUCUGCAAAGUUCGUUGAAUACCGAAGCAAACGUGGGUGUGAACUCUCUUUCGAUUAUCUACGCAUGUCUUAUAUUCUCGUCGAUCUUUUUACCGCAUCCCCUCAUAGCAAUAUUCGGUUUGAAAUGGACGUUAGUUCUCUGUCAAGUUCCUUAUCUGUUAUAUGUCGCAGCGAAUUAUUAUCCAAAAGCAUAUUUGAUGUAUCCAGCUGCUGCGUUAGUUGGAUUGGGUGCUGCGCCGCUGUGGACAUCAAAAUGUAGUUACUUAACAGAAACAGGUACAACCUAUGCGGAGAUGAAACGUGUUCAUAAAGAUGUGAUUAUAAAUCGAUUCUUUGGUAUCUUUUUUAUGUUCUUCCAAUCAAGUCAAAUUUGGGGAAAUUUGAUUUCGUUUCUUGUUCUGAAACCAAUCGAGAAAGAUUCCAACGAAACAUUAUCAAAUGAAAAACAGAGAUAUAACAAAUGUGGGGCCGAUUUUAGUGAAAAAGAAUACAGAGGUGCAGAAGUUAUCAAUCAAAUAGAUCGAACAACGAUUAAUAUUCUCUGUAUCAUUUAUAUUUGUAUAUGUAUUUGUUCAAUAUUGAUUGUAGCAAUCUUUCUCAACCAACGUCGGAAAACCUCACGAGAUAAAAUCUCUGCUAUGCUUCGCGAUUCAAUUCGGUUACUCAUUUCAAGCAUUCGACAGAUGAAAAAUAUCAAUCAACUCUUGCUUAUACCAUUAACCAUUUGGUCCGGCUUAGAACAAUCAUUUCUCAGUGCCCAAUUUACUAAAGGUUUUGUUUCUUGUACAUUGAAUGCAAAAUACGUCGGUCUUAUUUUAAUUGCUUAUGGUGUUUGUGAUUCGAUCGGCAGUCUCAGUUUCGGUCAAUUGGUGAAAUAUUUUGGCCGUUGGCCAUGUUUUACUAUCGCUGCGAUUAUAAAUUAUUCUCUAAUCAUUACCAUGUUUGUUUGGAAGCCAACUGAGAACGAAAUUGCUGUUUUAUUUGUUCUUGCAGGCCUAUGGGGUUUAGCAGAUGCCGUAUGGCAAACGCAAAUCAAUGCAUUCUACGGUGUUUUAUUUGUUGACAAUAGUGAAGCUGCUUUUUCGAAUUAUCGUCUAUGGGAAUCGAUGGGUUUUGUUCUUUUCUAUAUUAUCACACCUUAUAUUCGUAUACGCAUUGCUCUGAUUAUUCUUCUAGUAUUUUUAACUUUUGGAAUGAUUGGCUAUGGCCUAACUGAAUAUCAGUCGAUGAAGAAAUCGAAAAAAGUUCGAGCAAUAUCGUCAUAA